This is a messenger RNA of Paramecium primaurelia, 464 nucleotides long. Lineage: Eukaryota; Ciliophora; Oligohymenophorea; Peniculida; Parameciidae. The record is from the annotation of a GenBank genome assembly.
AUGGGUUGUGGAGCUCAAAAAUAAUCUUAAGGUUUAUCACCUCAAUUAAGAUAAAAAGCAUUAGAAAUUUUCAAGAAAAUAGAUGUCAAUAAUUCUGGUUCUAUUGAUAAGGAUGAGACUCAAAAGUUUUGGAAAACUAAUUUUGCAAAAGUGAAUACUCAAGCAUUAUUUAAUGCAGUUGAUUUUGAUAAAAGUGGUUAAAUUACAGAAGAUGAAUGGAUGGCCUUCUGGGAAAUAGUAAAAAAGAGUGGAUAUUCUGAUAAAGAAAUUUUUGAAGAGGUACACAGAAUAUUAGACAGUAUUAGUUGGACAAUUUAAUGGAAGGUAAAGCUUGGGUAUAAUUUCGUAAAGUAGAUGAAUUUGUUAAACGAGAUUAAAUGAGAAAAAAAAGUCAAGUUAAAUAAAUCGUUGAAGACAAUUCUAAAAGAAAAUCUAUUCUUUAGCAAGAAUAACAUAAUAAUUGA